Molecule: messenger RNA, 1022 nt
Organism: Oryzias melastigma (Indian medaka)
Lineage: Eukaryota; Metazoa; Chordata; Actinopteri; Beloniformes; Adrianichthyidae
Gene: pop5
Product: POP5 homolog, ribonuclease P/MRP subunit
Exons: 5
Coding region: 246-749 (167 amino acids)
Biological process (GO): tRNA 5'-leader removal
Cellular component (GO): ribonuclease P complex
Molecular function (GO): ribonuclease P RNA binding
Source: RefSeq, a predicted model, not a curated record
UUAUUAGAACAGUUUAUCUUAUCUUUACCAAAUUUUACCAUUUUGUAUCAUGCUGGUAAAAUAACUUUAGCUCCUGUUAGGAUAUCCUUCCAUUACUUCUCGUUGGAUUGGGAGAACCUAAUUCGUGUUGCGCCGUGUCAGGAGUCAAGUGCACCCAGAAUCUCAGCCGUACCCAAUGGGUGGUGCUAGUGGAAGUACCCGGAUGUAUUGACGGAAAUGCUCUGAACAGCAUCGCGGAGGUAGCCAUGGUGCGGGUGAAGUCGAGGUAUUUGCUUUGUGAGGUUAAUGUGUCGGAGAGCAGCAACCUGUUGCUUCUGGAUGACCGCGCUGUUGCAGGGGCUGUGAGGUCGGCGGUGGCCCGCAUGCACGGUGAUUAUGGGGCAGCACUCUGUAGUACACGGUUUUCUGUGAAAUACCUAAAUGCUCACACUGGAAUAGUGUUUCUACGUUUCGCUAAAAGCUGCUACAAACUCCUCUGGUCUGCAUUACCUUUCAUUACAAAUAUUGAAAGUCGAGGGCAAAAAAUCCCAUGUUUUCUCAACUGCUUGCAUGUAGGAGGAACUAUUAGAACAUGUCAGAAUUUUUUGAUCCGCUACAACGCCCAGCAGCUCCACCGAAUUCUUCCUAAAUGUAAAAAUGAAGCAGAAAAAGAUCAACUUCGCCAAGAAAUUCUUAAUUGCAGACUAACACGUGGAAAUAGGUCAACAUAUGAGGAUCUAUCUGAGUUUGAAGAAGAUGAAAGAGAGUGAUCAAAGUGUAUAUGUUUGAUGGAUAUUCCCUCAUCUUCACCCAUUGACUUACAUACUCCUAUUUUGAAUCACAGCAGUAAAGUUAAUUUGGAAAAUCCUGUUUUAUUGGUUAUGUGUGGUGUUUUUAUUUUUUUAGAGUAAAAAAAGACUCAGGGUUCUAUUGACUUUGUUUCCAAAUAGAAUUUUUGUUUGUCCGUCAACACAAUGUAAAUAAUUAUUUUCCUUUUUUAAAAUUUUAUUUAACAGCCCAAAUAAAAGUAAAAAGAAUAUGUU